UGCCAGACUAAAUUUAAUUUAAUCCUGGCCACAAUAUCCUUAGUAGAUAGACUUGAAAAUGUUCGACAAAGUAUUUCAAAGAUCUGAUUGCCUAUUAAAUAGGCGUAAUCGUUAUGUUUUUCUAAUCACCCUGUUGACUGAUUUGAUAGCAAUAAGCCAUGGCAUAUCUAUUGGUUGGUUCUCACCAACUUUACGUAAAUUGCAAUCACCAGACUCUCCAGUUAAUUUUGAAUUAACUUUAAACGAAAUCUCUUGGGUUGGCUCUUUGGUGGCUAUGGGUUCUGGCAUAACUAACAUUAUAUUUGGCCUCUUACUGGAUCGUUUGGGUAACCGAGUGUGUCUACUUCUGUUGGCAUUCCCAAAUAUGUGUGGCUGGCUACUGAUCUACUACGCCCAAAGUGUAGAAUUUCUAUAUGCCGCACGAUUGUUGACUGGCUUUAGCAGCGGAGGCAUGUACAUUGUAAAUCCCAUUUUUAUCAGUGAAAUUUCAAAUGCCAAGAUUCGCGGCUCUCUGUCUUCUAUGAUGAUGCUAUUUAUGAAUACUGGAAUUUUAAUCGGUUAUAUCCUAAGCUCACACAUUCCAUACCACAUAAUGCCAUGGAUAGCCAUUAUUUGUCCUGCAACUUACUUCCUUUCCAUGGUCUUUUUUGUACGAGAAUCUCCCAUGUAUCUGAUACGUAAGGGUAAAUUGAAAGAGGCUGAGGAAUCAUAUUGUUAUUACAACAAUAUCAGAAAUAAUAACAAAAACAUCAGUGAUAUGGCGGAAUUUGAGACAAUGCGCAUUGCUCUGACUAAGAGUAAUGAAAAGGAAGAAGCCGUGACAUGGAAGGACUUUGUCACUCCUGCUGCCCUUAAGGCCUAUGCCAUAGCCACGGCUUUGGUGAUAACUAAUCAAUUUAGUUGCAUUUUCCCAUUGAUCAACUUUAUGUCGACCAUAUUUGCACAAUCGGGCAGCCAAAUGAAUCCCGAUACCUGUACAAUUAUAGUUGGUGCCGUCCAAUUGCUGGGAACCUACGGCACGACCCUGCUCUGUGAUAUUUGUGGACGCAAACUGCUCCUGUUGGUGUCCACAGCGGGUGUGGCCAUUAGUUUGACAGCUUUUGGCCUGUUCACACAUUUUGCCCAGAUCUAUGAUCUAAGCGAAUGGAGCUGGCUGCCCUUGGUAUUCAUGUCAUCGUACAUAUUCCUGGGUAAUAUAGGUUUAAUAGGUUGUUUCGUUGUGUGCCUGGUGGAACUGUUUCCCUACAAGAUACGUUCCAAAGCCACAUCGGCUUUUAUAGUGUCCUGCAGUUUGAUUGCCACAUUCUUGCUAUGGGUAUUCCCACUUUGCAUGGAGCAUUGGGGCAUAGAUGUUACCAUGUGGUCAAUUGCUGGUAUAACCGGAUGUGGUUUCUGUUUCCUCUUUGUUUUUCUCAAAGAAACAAAGGGUAAAUCCAUGCUAGAUGAUUAGUUUUAGUAUUAAGUACUUGGUUUGUAUUUUUCUCAGUGUAACAAAAAACAUUCAC
Drosophila willistoni is the source of this 1505-nucleotide messenger RNA. Its product is annotated as facilitated trehalose transporter Tret1. Gene Ontology annotation, molecular function: sugar transmembrane transporter activity. The transcript has 6 exons. Gene Ontology annotation, biological process: transmembrane transport; carbohydrate transport. Gene Ontology annotation, cellular component: membrane. The record is from RefSeq and is a predicted model, not a curated record. The coding region runs from base 59 to 1450 and encodes 463 amino acids. Lineage: Eukaryota; Metazoa; Arthropoda; Insecta; Diptera; Drosophilidae.